CGUAAAUCUUGUACAUACAAUACACAAAAAGUAUAGGAAUCUGUAAGAAUCUAAGCUCUGUUAAUGUAGCAAUUAUGUAUAAGAUGGCGCUACGAAAAAAAUUAAAUAAACAUCAAAAAUUCAGGAGCGUAAUGGCCCGUUUGAAACUUUCCUUAGGAAAUUUCGGUACUUGACAAAUAUGAGUUUAUUAGGGGUCCGGACAAAUAAUCCCCGGACAAAUAAUCCCGGACAAAAAAUCCCCACAAAUUAUCCCCGGACAAAAAUCCAAGGAAAAAAAAUCCCCACAAAUAAUCCUCACAAAUAAUUCCCACAAAUAAUCCCCGGACAAAUAAUCCCCACAAAAAAUCCCGGACAGAUAAUCCCCACAAUUUUUUUUUGACAAAAUAUCCCCGCAAAAAAUCCCCAAGAAAUAUUUUUGCCGAAUAAAGUUGUCAAAUGAAUGCUUAUAAUCCAAGGAUGGUACUAAAGAUGAGAAAUUUAGACUGUCUGUCCGUCGGUACGUCCGACCGCGCAUAUAACUACUCCGUCAUUAUGCCAGGUAGAAUGACACAUGAGGGGUCGAAUGAACGGUUAUAAUCCAACAAUGGUAUUGUCGAAGCGAAGAUCGGUGGAAUAUGGGCAUUUUAUCAAUGAAAUUCGAUAUUUUUAAGAUAUUCCAGAAGCCGCUACAGAUAAAAUGUUUUAACGACCUAUUAAUCAUUCAUAAUUACUGAACGGAUAUUAGUACAGUUAAAAUAAUUAAGACGAUAACCGGACAACAUUGAUUUAAUGAGUAAAAUUUAGUUUUUUUUACUUUAAUGACAAAAAAAGCAAGCCCAUUAGCAGAACCCAAUUAAAAAUUAUUUUGCACACCAUAUUUGAAACAUUAUUUGGUUGAAAAAUCUCAUUUUUGUUGGCAAAAAAAUAUAUUAAUUUGUUUGGACUAAAUUACAGUUGUGCUUAUCUUAAAAAGGAUAUGUUACUAUCAACAUUCGCACAGUGUUGCCAAACUGAAUUUUGUUAUUUUGGGUGUAAAUUUUUUCCACGGAUCUCCGAGGGUACAAUACCUAAUUUUAUUCCAAUUUUUUUUUCAUAAUUUAACAAAUUAUGAUUGCCGCAUGUUUAUUAAGGAAUUAAUAACUAAUGGGGAGUAUGUAUCAGCUAUUGCGCAAACUAAAGAAAAAUAUAUUACUUUUUCGAAAUCUAUUCUAGUACACAAAAAUGAUGAUUUAAAACAACAUAAUGUUUAUUUAAAAUUGAGGUUUGUAGAUUCAUUUAGAUUUUUAGCAAAGUCUUUAGAUAAAUUAAGCCAAACAUUAGAGUCUAGUCAAUGCAAUGAAAUAAGAAAAUAUUUCCCAGGUGAAAAAGAGUUUGGUUUAUUGCGCCGAAAGGGUGUAUUUCCAUAUACAUUUAUUGAUAGUUACAUGAAAUUAGAUGAAAGACAUUUACCAUCGAAAGAAAAUUUUUAUGAUAAUUUAAGGGGGGAACAUAUUACUACACAAGAUUAUAAGAGAGCCCAAGAGGUGUGGAAACAUUUUAACUGUCAAUCUAUGGGAGAUUACGGAAUGCUAUAUUUAAAGUCAGAUGUGCUUUUACUGGCUGAUAUAUUUGAAAAUUUUAGAAAGGUUUGCCUCAAAGAAUAUAAACUGGAUCCUGCACACUAUGUUACAGCACCAUCUCUAACUUGGGAUGCCAUGUUAAAAUAUACCGAUAUCGAGCUUCAACUUUUAACGGAUGUUGACAUGGUACACUUUUUUAAAAACGGUAUUCGGGGAGGUGUGGCCACUUGUACGAAGCGGAAAAAUAUUGCAAAUAACAGAUUUUUAAGUAAUUUUGACCCAAAAAAACCAGAAACUUACAUUAUGUAUUUAGAUGCCACCAAUCUGUACGGUGCAGCCAUGAGUCAGCCUCUUCCUUGGAAAAAUUUUAGAUGGUUGAGUGAUCAGGAAAUUGAGCAAUUUAAUGUUUUUGAUAUUGAUGAUGAUAGCGAAAAAGGCUAUGUGCUGGAAGUAGAUUUACAUUAUCCACCCAAUAUUCAUGAACAACAUAAUGAUCUUCCGUUUUGCCCCGAAUCAAUAAUUCCACCCAAAGGUAAAUAUAUAAAACUCAUUCCUAAUUUAUAUGAUAAAAAAAAAUAUGUCAUACAUUAUAGAAAUUUAAAACAAUGUAUACAAUAUGGAUUAAGACUAGAAAAAGUGUACAGAAUAAUAGAGUUCUCCCAAUCUCUCUGGUUAAAAAAAUAUAUUGAUUUGAACACUUCUCUCAGAAACAAAGCCACAAAUGAAUUCGAGCGUGAUCUGUUUAAGCUUCUUGUCAACGCUAUAUUCGGAAAGUCUCUAGAAGCGGUUGAUAAACGGAAAGAUAUUCGCCUUUUAUCUCAAUGGGAAAAUAGCCGUGGAAGGCUUGGUGCAAAGUCUUUGAUUGCUAAACCAGAAUUCAACUCACUAUCAGUAUUUAACGAAAAUUUAGUUGCAAUUCAUUUAAAUGAAACUAAAAUUAUUUACGAUAAACCUUUAUAUAUUGGUUUUUCUAUUCUAGAUAUUUCUAAGACAUUCAUAUAUGAUUUUUUCUACGGGUAUAUUAAAAACAACUACUGUGAUAAUGCUAAUCUUUUUUAUACAGAUACUGACUCACUUAUUCUAGAAGUACAAACACCAAACUUUUAUGAUGAUAUGAAUAAAAAUCUGUAUCACUUUGAUACAUCCAAUUAUUCGGAAAAUAAUCAACAUAGGGUACACAAGACAAAAUCUAUACUUGGAAAGAUGAAAAAUGAGUUUCCAAACACCACUAUUAAAGCAUUUUACGGUACCAGAGCUAAAGCUUAUUGCAUUGAGGCUGACACAAUUUAAAAAAAGCGAAAGGUGUUUCCACACAUGUUGUUAAAAAUCAGCUACAUUUAAAUGAUUAUGUGUUCAUAAUCAUGAACAACGUUCAGAACAACGAAACCAUUUUUAGAAAAAUGUAUUUUUUUAGAUCGGAUAUGUAUACUGUUUAUACCGAAUUGAAAAAUAAGGUUUCACUAACAUCUCGUGAUGAUAAAAGAUAUAUUAUACCUGGGGAUGUAUCUACUUUGGCUUGGGGUCAUCUGUUAAUUAAUCAGCAUGAUGGUAAUAUAGAUGAGCUUUUAUUUUGAGCGAAUGAGUUGAUAAAUGCUCCUACACUAGAUGAUUUAGAUAAUAUCCCCAAUGAGGAACUGUUUCAAGUUGCAGCGUUCCAUUACGGCUCCUACUUAUAAAUAGUUUUUUGUUAUCUGUGAUUAUAUUUAGGAAUUAAGAAUAUGUAUUUUGUUAUGUAUUAAUAAAACACUUGUAUAUUAACAUAUUUUUUUAUUUAACCCUUUAAACAAUUCUAAUAAUAGGGAAAGUAUUGAGAAAGUUGAACAUAUAGCUAUAUAAUAACGUAUUAGUGGCAUGACUUUAUCCUUAUUAGGUAUUUCAUUAUAAGGUUCUAACCACCCGGAAUCAGUGGUUUUUUCACUAACAUGUCUAAAACGUAAUUUAUAUUUAGUGCUGUGUAAUGGUAUUUCAGCUUGUAAAGUUGGUAAAAAAUUGUUUUCCGGAUAUGAUUCCAUUCUUAUCCAUUUCGACGGCCAUGUGUCAUUUAGUUCGCCAUUACUAUCAAAACAUAUAAAAGUUUCUCUGAUAUGAACUGGUUGCUGAAUUAAGAGCAAAUUUCCUAAAAUUGCUUGUAAAACAAUAAAGUUUAUUGAUACCAUUAUAAUAAACUCUACCAAGAUUUGGGUAUCUAUUUAUAGUAAACCUAACUCUGGGCGUGGGGAGUCCCAUGGAUGUGGUGGAGAUUCCAAUAACCCAUCAUGAUAACCUACUAAUCGAUGAGAUAAUCCCAUAGGUCUAGUCUCACUACAAAAUGCACAAAAUUCAAAUACUAAUUUCCAUCCUUUAAAUAUUAAGUUUCUUGGAAUAAGUUUAGUUUCAGACACUUUACGACAAAUAAGACACAGCUUUUGUUGUACAAUAUACACAGGGAGUCUCAAAAAUGUUUUCCACUCCUCACCACUAUUGUUAAGCAGAUUAUCCAUAUUAUCCCAAUAUUUAUAUGGGGAUAUAAAUCACAAAAUCAACACAAAACUAAACUAUAAGUAUGUGAACUUGUAAUAUUCAACAGGAAUGAGUGCCCAUGUGAACAAGUUUCAACAGGAAUGAGUGAUGCCCGCGAGCUGAUAAAGUCUCAUAUACUGCCCGGUACAAUCUAGUUACAUUAUAAGCGGAGUGGGAGGAGGAGGGGCACCUGUAUCCGGUAUCAAUGGGAGUAGGGAGGAUAUAAAAGGAUAGAACCAUCGUUAAUGUAAACACUAUGAGCACAAGAAAGUUUCGUGAACGAGUUGAUCAGUUUAGUACAGGUAUUAACAGAAUAAAACGUGAUAUUUUAGUUUAUGAAAAAACAAAAAAUAUUAAACAGUUAAAGAAAAGUAUUAACCAGUUAAUACGUAAAUAUAAAAAGCUAAAGAAUAUAUGUUUAAAAAAUUUUCAAAACUAUGUUUAAGUGAUGCGCUUGCGUAGUGGAAAAGUUUACACACCAAAAUUAAACGAAGAUACAAGAUUAUUUUUUCUCUCCAGAGAAGAAGAGCAAAAGUGGAUAGACUUGGUGUUUAAAAACAUUAACCGUUUUAAUAAAGAUGAAUUGUUGCCACCGCUCUCGCCUAAUGGCACAGCAUCCGAAAAAACCUUUGUACAUGUUUACAACCACAGAAUUGGAAAACUUUAGCAUAGAAUAUAUUAGAAAAUUUGUGGAUCCAUAUGAACUACUUCAGUCUUGGUACAUACUACCCACGAAAUUUGUCCAGGAUUCUGAAAUUCAAACUCGACUUCCGUGUUUUGUUCAUUUCAAUCGUCCUGAGUGGAGAACAGAGUUAGAAGGAGUUG
Diabrotica virgifera virgifera (western corn rootworm) is the source of this 4862-nucleotide messenger RNA. RefSeq lists its product as uncharacterized. The record is from RefSeq and is a predicted model, not a curated record. The coding region runs from base 1098 to 2828 and encodes 576 amino acids. The transcript is spliced from 2 exons. NCBI's taxonomy places the organism in Eukaryota, Metazoa, Arthropoda, Insecta, Coleoptera, Chrysomelidae.